GGGCAAUACUUUAAUACAAAUCAAAGGUAGGGGCAUAUGGGUAGCUAAAGCUCAAGUGACUUGUGACCUUCUCACUAUAUAUAUGCAUAAAAUACAAGGGCAAGGGAGAUAUCCGGUUCCUAUUUUGUUCUUGUAGCAGCAAGAGUUUCCUUCAACUCCAGAAAUGAAGGAGAAUUCCAUGGUUUUUGUCUUCCUCUAGCAAGGGCAAAUCCCAGCUUUUCUGUUUCACCUACAAACAAAACACAAACCCCUUCUUUGGAGAGCACCAACAACAAGAAAUUACCAAAGCAAGGAAAGAACAGAAGAGAGAAAGACAAAAGCUAGGAUUACAAAGCUCAAUCACUCCUUUCAUUCCCAUGUCAAACAUCACAGGUGAUGCAGCUGGAAGUUUCUCUUCUGGCAACACUGGAGAUGAAGAAGUGCAGCAAAAUCCACAACUCAUCUUCAACUGCUACCAGCAACAACAACAACAACAAUUGCUGCAAGAUCUCUUCCAUGGCUCCAACUCAGGACCUUCAACUACAACUAACAGCACUGAUUCCAUCUCACCAUCACCACCAUCUCAACACCAACAACCGGUCAAGAAGAAAAGGAAUCUGCCAGGAACUCCAGACCCAAAUGCAGAAGUGAUUGCUCUAUCACCAAAGACACUGAUGGCGACGAACCGGUUCGUCUGUGAGAUAUGCAAGAAGGGGUUCCAGAGGGAUCAAAACCUGCAGCUUCAUAGGAGAGGACAUAAUCUCCCAUGGAAGCUUAAGCAAAGAUCAGGUAAUGAGAUUAGGAAGAGGGUGUACAUAUGCCCUGAGCCAAAUUGUGUCCACCACAACCCGGUUCGAGCAUUGGGCGAUCUUACCGGCAUCAAGAAGCAUUUCUGCAGGAAACAUGGUGAGAAGAAAUGGAAAUGUGAUAAGUGUUUGAAGAAAUAUGCAGUACAAUCAGAUUGGAAGGCUCAUUCAAAGACUUGUGGUACUAAGGAGUACAAAUGUGAUUGCGGAACCAUAUUCUCCAGAAGAGAUAGCUUCAUCACCCACAGAGCUUUUUGUGAUGCACUAACAGAAGAAAACAACAAAGUAAGCCAUGGGCUGAUCACACCCACCUUUGUUGGGAAUUUACAGGAAAAAGUUUCAGAUCUCAUGUCAUCAAUGCCUAUGGUUUUUGAUAGAUCAAUUGGAGUUCCAGAAUUUAAUCACCAAGAAGCUAAGAACCCACUUAAGUCUCUCCCUCAGGAUCUCAUGUCAAUGCAAAUUAACUCUCCAAUUAUGUCAGGAACCUUGUUCUCUAACAACUCCAGUACUCUCUUUAGUGGUCCAAGAAACAUCUCUUCUUCCUCCUCUUGCCUUGGGUCAUCAGCCCACAUGUCUGCAACUGCAUUGUUACAGAAAGCAGCUCAAAUGGGUGCAACUGCAAGUACUACUAUUAACUCCCCCAUGAUGCAAAAGACUUUGGUUACUGGAAUGGCAGGCCCUGAUCAGUUCUCUGGCAUGAGAACAACAUCAUAUGGAGGAGAAACCACCAACCAC
Molecule: messenger RNA, 1520 nt
Organism: Telopea speciosissima
Lineage: Eukaryota; Viridiplantae; Streptophyta; Magnoliopsida; Proteales; Proteaceae
Product: protein indeterminate-domain 7-like
Exons: 3
Cellular component (GO): nucleus
Molecular function (GO): DNA-binding transcription factor activity
Source: RefSeq, a predicted model, not a curated record